This is a messenger RNA of Xenopus laevis (African clawed frog), 2919 nucleotides long. RefSeq names its product podocalyxin-like 2 S homeolog (gene podxl2.S). The coding region runs from base 563 to 2125 and encodes 520 amino acids. The record is from RefSeq and is a predicted model, not a curated record. NCBI's taxonomy places the organism in Eukaryota, Metazoa, Chordata, Amphibia, Anura, Pipidae. Gene Ontology annotation, cellular component: membrane; plasma membrane. The transcript is spliced from 8 exons. Gene Ontology annotation, biological process: leukocyte tethering or rolling.
GCAAAGGGAAACCAGUGAGGAUGGAGCACUGGCUGCUGGGAGGAUUGGCAAGGAGGGGGGACACCAGCAGAGAGCUCAGUUUUGAAGGGAGGGGUCCAGACAAAUCCCACCUGGUUAGAAGGGACUGACAGAGGGUCCUCUGCCUGCAACUGUCAGAUUUCACUGGGUGCAUCAUCAUCAACAAUCACCUUAAAGAAUUCGGGUCCGUAUUAUUGCAGCACCAUCAGAACUGAACGUCUAAUUUCAUUUUGCUGUGUAUGCUGAGCAGUACAUCGUCUUGGUUUGGAAUUAAUGUAAAGCUCUGCAUUCUGAUCCGCUUGGUACUAGUCCUGCCCACAUUGUCAGGAAUGAUUCUCCUAGACAAAGGCUUAUGACCAGCAGCAGCACUGCCUGCCCAUAAUUCACCCAACUCAUCAAUACCCUGAUCUAGCUGCUGAGCUCUACCAAAUACUACACUUCAGAGCUGAAGAGAGGGGUCCAAAAUCAGCCUGGUAUCUGUGCGCCAAUUCCUGGGAUGUAGGGAUGCCCACUGUACAAAGACCGUGCCCACGCUGAUAUCACCAUGAUGCUGCCUUUACAUCUCAUUUUGGGGCCCUUGUGGCUCCUUCUUGUUGCCUGUGAGGAACCUCAGUCUGAAGGACUCUCUUCCACCUCAUUACUGGACUUAUCAACUAUAGCGGACCUGCCUUCCUCACACAAGGAGAGUGCAAAUGAAGCUGAGUUUGGAAAUCCAGGUGACCAAGAGCUGGAUGUCCUUCAAGAUCUUCUCAGUACAGCACAAGGCUCAGGCUUCUCUACCCUAGAGACAGAAGAGUCCUCCAUUCUGCAGUCCCCUCAGUAUUUUUGGGAUGAGGAGGGAAGCAAGGGCAAUGGGAGCAGUGAGGUUCCCAGUCUGAUACAAGCAGUUCCCAGGAACAGUCAUGGAGACACAAGUGAAGACAGGAGCAAAACUAGAAGUCCUACCACAGAGAGCCAGGAAACAUCUACAGCUCAGUUGUCUACACAUUCAUCUGACGAAACACACAAAAAAUUAUCUUCUGACAUCUUCACUGUCAAUACAGUUACUGUGGAGCCAACAACCCAAAAUAAUUGGGGUGCUGCAUUCCCAAGCUACAAGGAAAGGACAGUGUCUAAAACUGUAUCAACUGAUCAUACUCAUCAAACAACCAAAUUGCAUAGGAAGAACAAGAAACAUCAAGGGUCCAAGAACCAUCAGAUAAAUCAUGUUGCAGGAUCGGAACCUCCACCGGGACCUCCAGCUGGUAGUCAAGGCUCUCCUGCUAACAAACCCCUUGAAGAGCACAUGCAAGAGGAAGGCACAGAUCCCUCCACACACUUACACCCUGGUAUCUUAGAUGAGGAAAAUAUUGGUCCUCCAAAGCACAUUUCCAUUCUACACGGUGAGGGCCGUACUAAGGCUGCAGGGCCUACAGAUGUACCAUUGAGGUCUCAGCAGGUUAUUUGCAAAGACUGGAUUAAUUUAGCAGGGAAAAAUUAUGUUGUACUCAACAUGUCGGAUGAUAUUGACUGUGAAAAGUUUCGCUGGGAGAAGGGGCAUCAGCUUUUCUCUCUGCUGGAGGGUGCACUGUUCUGGAAGACUGAGGUGUCACCCAGAGAUUGGGUGAUUUUGCUGAGCAAGCCUAAUGAGAAUGACAAUCACCUCUUGAUGGCAGUCACAGAGGAGCAUAGUGUAGUUCCUGUUAAGGAUGUCUUCAGUGCCUUAGGAGACAUAAAAAGAAGUCUUGCUGAGAUCGGAAUCAAAGGCUACUCCACCACCAUUAGUUGCCAGUCACGUCCCAGCCAGCCCCGCAGUGAUUAUGGCAAACUCUUUAUUGUCUUGGCCAUUAUUGGAUCCAUCUGUUUAAUGAUCAUUAUUGCAGGAGUUAUAUAUAUCUGCUGGCAGAGGCGCCUGCCCAAAAUGAAAAACAUGGAACUGCAUUAUGUGGAGAAUGGCUGCCAUGAUAACCCCACAUUGGAUGUAGCAAUGGACGGUCAAUCUGAAAUGCAAGAGAAAAAGACAAGCCUCAAUGGUGGCACCUCUCAUCAGGUGGAUGGUUGGGAGACACUGAUCAACAAGACAUCCAGAGAGGAGGCCGAACCCAUGGAGGAAGACACCCAUCUCUAAAGACCAAUGAAAACUGCUGCAGAGGGUGCUGCAUGAUGACCCUUAAGGUCCACUGAUCCAAACUCACAGACUUUGCACCCUAGAGCUUUUCAUCUGCAGAACAUUUUUGGUUCCUAUAGCAGAGAACUGCUCAUGCUGCAGCCCUCCAGCUGUUGUUCAGCUGAAAAUACAUGCAAACCCACAAGCUGACACAUUAUAGUUUGACAGUGCCACGAUAGCACAAUUUUUAGAUGAUUGUAGUAGAAACAUACCGUUCCCUAACCUGCACCCAAACAUUUCUUGUGCCUACACUUCGUAAUGGCCUAUGAUGCACUAAAUGUAACUUUAACUUGUAUCAAAUCUUGCACCUUGUCCUCCCAAAGAUUUGUUGAGUACCUACAGUACCAAAACACCUUGGGGGAGAAAUCCAGGCCUUAAUUGUAUAAUUUUCCCACCGUAGCGUAACACUAAUGCUCUAUGAUGAUGCUUUAAUUUAGGAUAUAAGUGCAAUGCUAUUAGAACUGUAUAAUGUCUAGUUGAUGUUUUUGGACUCAGAAAGUAAUUGUGUUUUCUGGUUUUUGGUAAUUUCUUCUGUUUAUGUGGGGUUGUGUUUUUUUUUUCAAUCUUCUUAAGCAACAGCAAUUUAUGGACUUGUGUCUCAUACCAGUCGUAUUAAAGGAGAACUAAAUGCUAUGAUUACACAGAAAUACACAGUGUUCCCUCUAUGUUCUUAUAGUCCUUCUGUGCAAAAAUGUAUGAGUUGGGUUUGAGCAAGUUCUGGAUUAUGUGCGUGAAUACAAAGUUUGCUCUUUAAA